Melampsora larici-populina 98AG31 is the source of this 996-nucleotide messenger RNA. RefSeq lists its product as uncharacterized. Bases 1 to 996 code for a protein of 331 amino acids. The transcript is spliced from 5 exons. NCBI's taxonomy places the organism in Eukaryota, Fungi, Basidiomycota, Pucciniomycetes, Pucciniales, Melampsoraceae. The record is from RefSeq and is a predicted model, not a curated record.
AUGCCUCGAUUUGAAGGGGUUAUUCAAACCUUCCAUGCCAAAAAUCCUUACUGGAAUAAGAAGCCAAAGACCGAACUACAAAAGAAACAUUUUCAAAAGAUGAAAAAGGAGGUCCACUCUCGUACCCAGAAUGCAGCAUCAACGUCCAACUACCAGCGCGAUCCUGAGGACGAAUUUGACGCCUUUCAGGGUUACGGACUUAUUGUUGAUCAGCCAGAUGAAGACGAACUUGGGAUACCUCGACCCGACUUCAUUGAUGAGAUACAUCAAGCUCGACUUGAAGAUGAAAGACACGCACAAGCUCUGCUACUGGCCGAGGCGGCAGAAGAAAUGUUUCGCGCCUAUCUCACAUGUGCUUUGGAGACAAACGAAUGGGGCAAUCCUGCAACUUGGGACUUGGAUCACAAGCCAGCUUGCCAGUGUCAUUCCAGUCAAUGGCGUGAAAGGGAUGUUGAUUUGGUAGACCUAUUAAUUAUGCAGCGCACUGAUCCCAGAACUUAUUCAUUACUGAUGGGCAGUGCGUCGCUUAUCUACAUGGGUUUCAUUGGUGGUUCGCCUACUUACCCUAAGACCGCCUUCUCUAUCCGCCUCCUACGGUUCUUCCAUAUAUUAUGGAAGUUCUGCACCGUUCGGAUUGGCCCUUUUGCACGUGCCCUUGAUGAAUUCCUGGAUGCAUUCUGUGCUCUUAUUCUUACCAAAAGUGAACAGCCUCGCCAGUGGCACACACCGUUGUAUUGGGCGGUUGAUACUUAUCGUGAGAUGCUUUCCAUGACGGAACUGGCCAUGGACGCGGUGCUCAAUCUCACACCACUGGACAAGGUUGCGGUUAACUGCCCAUCCUGCUUCGGACCUCCUAUCCAGCUCGAGGCCGAGCCAUUAGAGCCUGACAUAGUUGUUUGCAUGGAUGGCAACUUCCAGCAUCGACAUGCCACCUCUUUUCCACCCGGUCGAGCAAGUCAACCUUAUGCGAGCACGACUGGAAGGUGUAACAGAUAA